GACAUGGCAGAAAAAACCACAUACAGCCAGUUUGCCUGUAUUGGUACUGGAUUCUCUGGUAUCGCUUUGGGUUGUAAUAUUAAGCGGUGGUAUGGAAUCACCGACAUUCGCCUCUUUGAACAGAGCAGCGAUUUGGGAGGCACAUGGUUUGCCAAUCAGUAUCCAGGUUGUGCCUGCGAUGUUCCCAGCUUGCUCUACAGCUUCUCCUUUGCCCCCAACCCCAAGUGGACUAAAAUCCUGCCAUCCCACCAAGAAAUUUGGCAGUAUCUCGAUGAUGUGGCGAGACAAUAUGGCCUCCGCGAGAAGAUGAGCUUCAACUCCCGUGUCGAGAGAUGCGAAUGGAUCGAGCAGUCUGGGCGCUGGCGUAUCACGGUUCGAAACACCACGUCUGACACUGUCCAUGUCCACGAGUGCCAGUUUCUCUUCAGCGGCUCGGGCGUCUUGGUAUAUCCUCGCAAGCCAGAUCUCCCAAACAUUGAGAGCUUCAAAGGCCCCGUGUUCCACGCUGCCAAGUGGCGACACGAUGUUGACCUGACGAACAAGAAUGUCGCCCUCAUCGGCAACGGCUGCUCAGCCGCACAGAUUGUUCCAGCCAUUAAGGACCAGGCAAAGCAUAUAACGCAGUUUAUACGCACCAAACACUGGAUCAUUUCUCCGGUGCAAGUUUCUAACCUAAAGCUAUUCCAGUGGCUGUUUAUUCAUGUACCAGGGUUCCUCAAGCUCUCUCGCUUCCUUUUCAUGAUGAUUACGGAAACCGAGAUGAAAGCCUUCUACAUGACCAAGGCGGCUGCUGCGAUUCGCCGCUCCAACACAGCCGAAGCCGUGCAGUACAUCAAGGAAAAGGCUCCUAAAGAGUACCACGAUAAGCUGAUUCCCGACUUUGAGAUUGGCUGCAAGAGGCGCAUCUACGACCCGAAUUAUCUGACCAGCCUGCACUCGGAGAAUGUCACCCUCCGGGACGAUGCAAUCGAGGAAGUGACGCCAAAGGGGAUUCGCUCCAAGGACGGCCAUACCGACGUCGACAUUAUUGUGUUGGCCACUGGCUAUGAAACAAACAGCUUUUGCACAAACAUCGACAUCAUCGGCCGGCAAGGUGUGACGGCAGAGGAGCAUUGGAAAGCUCUAGGAGGGCCAGGGGCGUACAACACUACGUCUAUCAGUGGCUUCCCAAAUCUGUUUCUCAUAGUUGGGCCAAACAGCGCCACGGGUCACACGUCGACAAUCAUGGCUGUGGAAAACUCCGUAAACUUCGCUCUCCGGCUGAUCAAGCCUGUCCUUCAAGGCAAAGCGAUGGCUGUGGAUGUCAACCCUGAUGCGGAGAAACGGUACAUUGGCCAGAUCCAGACGGACCUCCAACAAACUGUGUGGCUUUCCGGCGGAUGUUCCAACUGGUAUAACAGGGCUCGGGAUGGAUCCAUACAUAAUGGGAUGUUGUAUCCCUACUCGCAACCCUACUUCUGGUACCAAUGUUUGUUCCCAGUAUACAAGGAUUUUAAAUACGAUGUGAGUCUGCACCCUUUACCUUUUGCCCUCUUUGUCACUUCAGUAUGGCCUGCUUUGCCCGGCAGGGAUCCAUAG
This is a messenger RNA of Trichoderma atroviride IMI 206040, 1578 nucleotides long. RefSeq lists its product as uncharacterized. Lineage: Eukaryota; Fungi; Ascomycota; Sordariomycetes; Hypocreales; Hypocreaceae. The record is from RefSeq and is a predicted model, not a curated record. Gene Ontology annotation, molecular function: NADP binding; flavin adenine dinucleotide binding; N,N-dimethylaniline monooxygenase activity.